CCUCGCCAUUUUCGUAGGUCUUUGUGCGCCACGAUCCGCUGCUUGCUCCUCUUUAUCGGGCCAUUUCUCGACUCGGGUUCUUACUCCUGGUGCAGAAAGAUGCAGGGUAACAGAGGCCCCCAGCAGAACCACGGCCCAAACCGGCAGCCCGGGCCCGGGGAACAGAGGAAGCCCGGAGGGACCAACACGAACGGGCAGCAGCCGGAGCACAGCGAGCACAGGAGCCCGAAUGAGGCCUUAACGCUGGACCUGCAGAGCUUCAGAAAGCCCGGGGAGAAAACCUUCACCCAGCGCAGUAGGCUGUUUGUAGGUAACCUCCCCACCGGGGUCACCGAGGAGGACCUGGAGAAACUGUUCGCCAAGUACGGCCAGGCCAACGAGAUCUUCGUCAACAAGGAGAGAGGCUUCGGCUUCAUCCGGCUGGAGACCAGGAUCAUCGCAGAGAUCGCUAGAGCUGAGCUGGAUGAUACUCUCUUCAGAGGCAGACCCAUACGGGUGAGGUUUGCCACACACGGAGCCGCUUUAACUGUGAAGAAUCUGCCUGAGUUUGUGUCCAAUGAGCUGCUUGAGGAGGCUUUCGCUGUCUUCGGCCAGAUAGAGAGGGCUGUGAUAAUAGUCGAUGACCGAGGGAGGCCAACAGGGAGGGGGAUAGUGGAGUACACUUCAAAACCAGCAGCAAGAAAGGCUUUAGAUAAAUGCAGUGAUGGUGCCUAUCUGCUCACAGCCUUCCCUCGGCCUGUCACAGUGGAGCCCAUGGAGCAGUGUGAUGAAGAGGAGGGACUGUCAGAGAAGCUCAUAAACAAAAACCAGCAGUAUCACAAAGAACGAGAGCAGCCGCCAAGGUUUGCUCAGCCAGGCACCUUCGAGUACGAGUACGCCAUGCGCUGGAAGGCUCUGAUGGAGAUGGAGAAGCAACAGUAUGAGAUGGUGGACCGCAACAUGAAGGAGGCUCAGGAGAAGCUGGAGGCUGAGAUGGAGGCGGCCAGGCACGAGCACCAAGUGAUGCUGAUGAGACAGGACCUGCUGAGGCGUCAAGAAGAGCUGCGGAGGAUGGAGGAGCUCCACAGUCAGGAGGUGCAGAAGAGGAAACAGGCAGAGCUCCGGCAGGAGGAGGAACGCCGGAGAAGAGAGGAGGAGAUGAGGAUGCGUAAUGAAGAGAUGAUGAAGAGGCAGCAGGAGGGCUUCAGAGGCAACUUCCCUGAAAACAGAGAGCAAGAAAUGAGAAUGCAUAUGGGCGGCCAUGGGAUGCCCAUGAACAGAAACUCACUGGGUGGGAAUUCUGGUCCCACAGGCACUCCUGGGAUGGCUGCUGAGAAUGCUCCCCUGAUGCCGGGGCCCGGAAAUGCCAACAUGCCCGGAGGAGGCCAGGGAGGUUUUCCCAGAGGCCUCCCCGGGCCCGGAGACUAUGGACCUAACAAACAACGCAGAUUUUGAAUCAAGUGUCUGUUUUUUUCCCCAUUUCAUAUUCACUGUAUUUUCUAAGUUCAGGAAGUGAGGAUUACUUUUGAACUCUGAAAAAUGUUGCAUGUUUUUUUUACUAGUGCUUUUGAAUUAUGUUUUAGUACUAAACAUGUCUCCAAACUUUCCAAAUAAGCCAUGUGUUUUACUUUAAUUUCUACCUUAAUGUACUUUUCAUAGGGAUAGAAAAUGUUUUUGUCCUGAAUUUAUUGAAUUUUGUGGAAUAAAUUCACCGUUCCCUAAGAAGUUUGUUUUAUUCAGAGUAGACAACACUCAAGAUUUCUAAAUGUCUUUCACAACAAUAUGAAACCAGCUGUGUCACCACCUCAGUGGGUUUUAUUCACAAAACAGACCAAAUCAAGACACUUUGUAAUGAUGUAUACAUAUACACAUUUUUUGUAUUACAACAGGUUAUUCAGGGACUGCAAGUGAACAAUGAAUA
Scomber japonicus (chub mackerel) is the source of this 1900-nucleotide messenger RNA. RefSeq names its product non-POU domain containing, octamer-binding (gene nono). The transcript has a single exon. Bases 100 to 1434 code for a protein of 444 amino acids. Lineage: Eukaryota; Metazoa; Chordata; Actinopteri; Scombriformes; Scombridae. Gene Ontology annotation, cellular component: nucleus. The record is from RefSeq and is a predicted model, not a curated record. Gene Ontology annotation, molecular function: RNA binding. Gene Ontology annotation, biological process: regulation of DNA-templated transcription.